Molecule: messenger RNA, 1477 nt
Organism: Phanerochaete carnosa HHB-10118-sp
Lineage: Eukaryota; Fungi; Basidiomycota; Agaricomycetes; Polyporales; Phanerochaetaceae
Exons: 8
Coding region: 4-1431 (475 amino acids)
Source: RefSeq, a predicted model, not a curated record
GCCAUGGUCCACCUCAAGCUCAACGAGCGUGAGGCGAAUCCAAAUCCCCUCAUAAAUUUCAUAACACCUUUGCCGAUGGGUGCAUCUGCCGCAGAAGAAGACGCGAGACAGUUGCUCAGAGCUCUCGCCGCACAGGUGAAGCCCAUCAUGAAGGCGCACGGCUUCACCGUAAAUAGCUUUGAAGAGUACGAGCACAACAAAGUAUUUCUGGGACGCAACUGGAACGCCGGCGAAACUAUUGAAAUCGUAUUACGCGGGUCUGGUGGAGUUUUUCUGCCAAUCUACGCGUUAAUGAGCACAUUGUGCCACGAGGUUGCGCAUAUCAAGCAUAUGAACCAUGGUCCCGGUUUCCAAGCACUGUGGGCUCAAUUGCGACGUGAGAUCCGCGAGCUUCAGAAUGAGGGUUACUACGGAGACGGGUACUGGUCCUCCGGAACCCGGCUUGCGGAUUCAGCGCCCGUUGGUGGGGCAGGGAUCGACGGGGGCGAUCUCCCCGAGUACCUGUGUGGUGGCGCCCAUUCGAGAGCCCGUCCCGCCUCCUUCAACCGCCGCCGACGAAGACGACAAGCAGGCCCGUCGAAUCACACCGGCGCACAGACGAUUAAGAAGCGAAAGGCGGGGUCUCGCGUUACUGCCAAGAAUGCUUUCCAGGGUGGUGGCAAGGCUCUCAAUGAGGACAUUAAAGACGAUGACGAGAAGAAGGCCGGCGCAGGCUUCAGGAAGAAAGCAGGAAGCAAACGAGCACGAGAAGAACGCGCUCUGGCUGCGGAGCGUCGCCUGCUGGCUCUACAGCAAAAACCCAGACAGCCUUCCGCUGAAAUAGCACAGGACGAGGAUAGCUCAGACCUAGAGGACGGUCCUGAGGCGCAGGAGACAGAUUCAGAUCGCCGUCGCACUAUGCUGGAGUCGAUGACUGGAGACGACGACAUGAGCAAGCUUAAAGCGUCUUUCAAGGACUUCGAAGACGACUUUUUGCCACCGGACGCUGGGGGUUCAACCUCACACGCCAACCCUGAUAUGCCUUGUGACAUCCAAAGUUUGCCGAGAACUGGUUCCACAUCAGCGGCGUCCUCUAGCCGGCCAUUGAAGGGCAAGGCGCGCAUGACGGAUGCUUCCUUAAGCAGCAAAGACCAAAGAAGCAUAACGGAUUUUAUUGACGUGGACUCGGAUCGACCAAGCAAGAAGCUGAAGCUUUCAUACGGUGCCAUUGUGAAAGACGAGGUUAACUAUCGUAAGAAGGAGGCUCUGGGAAUGCUGGGCAGUGGGAGGGCUCUGGCGGACAGCUCCUCGGCAAAUCGAACGCCUUCAUCAACACCUACUGCCGUCGAAGGGCCUAGAUCGAACUUGCUGGACCUCAUUCCGGGAAAUUCUUUGUCGAAACCGUCAGCUCCAAGCGAUAGUUCCUGGAACUGCUUAGUAUGCACUUUGUGAGUACCUCAGCCCUGAACAGGCCCCUCCUGUACCGUAGCUGAUAAAG